AUGACAGAAGACUUGAAACUGGAUUGGACUCUUGAAUCUGUGCUAGGGGUGCGUAUGCAGCCAGGAGAAAAAGGUCAAAACACACAAGUGCUUAUCAAGUGGAAGGAAGUUCCAGAAUUUGAAUCCACUUGGGAAGACUUUGUAACAAUUUCAGAAAUCUUUCCGGAAUUCAAACUUGAGGAUAAGUUCAUUUCACAUAAAAGUCCAACAAGUGGGUUCGAUUUCAUCUCCGGGAAGAGGAUUGAACAAAAACUCAUCGAUUACAAUCAAGAAGCAGAAAGAUUUGGGGGUUAUGCAUAUGAAGAGGUAGCAGAAGUCUCACCUGGUCAUCGAUUCAUUGCAUACACCAUGUAUGACAAAGACAAUAAUUCCUUCAAUUUAUGUGUUAGAGAUUUGAAUUUAGGUUCUCUCUGUAAAGCUAACAUUCGUGAGGAAGAUGUGUUGAAGGAGAAAGAUGCUUUUGAGGAUCUUAAGUCGCUGACUGAGAUAGUUAAUCAGUUGAUUGACACUAUUAAUCAGGUGAAGGAGGAUGAAAAAGCCAAAUAG
This is a messenger RNA of Lactuca saligna, 546 nucleotides long. The record is from the annotation of a GenBank genome assembly. Lineage: Eukaryota; Viridiplantae; Streptophyta; Magnoliopsida; Asterales; Asteraceae.